Molecule: messenger RNA, 1860 nt
Organism: Zea mays
Lineage: Eukaryota; Viridiplantae; Streptophyta; Magnoliopsida; Poales; Poaceae
Exons: 6
Coding region: 46-1698 (550 amino acids)
Biological process (GO): protein phosphorylation
Molecular function (GO): ATP binding; protein kinase activity
Source: RefSeq, marked validated
UACAACUCCACGAGCUUCCACGGCUCAGCGUCGGCGCGCAGGGCCAUGACAGCUCCGAGGGCGCUACCAGUACCACCGCACACCGCGCGGCGCGCCCAGGGCCGCCACCCCCGUUCCACGCCUGCGCCGCCGCCGCCGCCGCGCCACCAUCUCCAUCCACAGCAGCAGGGGGCCACGGCGUCCGUGCUGGGCGUCGGCGUCCCGAGAGCCUGGCUCUCGCAGCGCACCCCAGUCCUCGGCCUCCGCGCCUGGGUCCUCGUCGCCGCAGGCGCUGCGGCGGCCGCCCUCGCCCUCUUCUGCCUCGCCGUCUGCCUCUGCCGCCGCUGCAGCCGGCGCCGCGCACCGCGCCUGGCCCCGUGCCCGCAUCGGCCCGGCGCCAGCAAGUCCCUCAAGCACCGCGUGCAUGCGCACCAUCAAGCAGCGACAAUGCCGCCGCUCCCGCCGCCGGCCAACAAGGACGCCGAGGAGGCUGCCGCUCGCUGGCGCCCCGCUUCGUUCGAACAGCCGCCGAUCCAGGCCAUCAAGGCGGAGCAGAAGGCGCCGCUGAUCCUCGCGGAGCAUUUCGCGAAUUCGACGAGCGGCGAGAGCACCGCGAGCGACCAGGGCGGCAGCGAUGCGGAGGUUCCAGAGGCGGCGCGGCGCGGGUGGGGCCGGCGGUACACGCGCCGCGAGAUGGAGGAGGCCACGGGCGGGCUCGCCGCCGCCAACAUGGUGGGCGAAGGCGGGUACGGCGUCGUGUUCAGGGGCGUGCUCCGCGACGGCACCGCCGUCGCCAUCAAAAACCUCCACAACAACAGGGGUCAGGCCGAGAAAGAUUUUCGAAUGGAGGUUCAGACAAUCGGGCGCGUCCGGCACAAGAACCUGGUGAGUUUGCUCGGCUACUGCAGCGAGGGAGCUUGCAGGAUGCUUGUUUACGAGUACAUGGAGAAGAGUAAUCUGGACAAGUGGCUGCACCACGACGACAGCGAAACCAGCUCACUGACCUGGGACAUCAGGAUGCGCAUACUCCUUGGAACGGCCAGAGGGCUGGCCUACCUCCACGAGGGUCUGGAGCCCAAGAUAGUUCACCGCGACAUCAAGUCCAGCAACAUCCUCCUGGACCGGCAGUGGAGCGCCAAGGUGUCGGACUUCGGGCUCGCCAAGCUCCUCUGCUCGGAGAGGUCCUACGUCACCACCCGUGUCGUGGGAACGUUCGGGUCGGUGUCGCUUUUUCUCUGUUUUUUUUUCGCAGGGAGAGAGGGCUGUUGUUUCAGUUCAAGGGAGUUCGUCAUCGUCUCCCGCGUGCGUUGCAGGUACGUGGCGCCGGAGUACGCCGAGACCGGGAUGUUGAACGAGAGGAGCGACGUCUACAGCUUCGGAGUGCUCGCGAUGGAGGUCAUGACCGGCAGGACUCCAGUGGACUACACUAGACCAGCCGACGAGGUGAACCUGGUGGAGUGGCUGAAGCGCAUGGUCGCCGACCGGAGGGUGGAGGAGGUGCUGGACCCGAGGCUGCCGGAGCCGCCGCCGUCCAAGGCGCUGAAGCGGGCGGUCCUGGCCGCGCUCCGGUGCGUGGACCCGGACGGCAGCCAGAGACCCACGAUGGCGCACGUGGUCCAUAUGCUCGAAGACGACCAGAUUCUCAGAGACGAAUUCAAGCUCGCGCGGGAUCUGUCUCCUCGGGAGUCGGAUAGCUACGAACGCGAACACAGCAGGUGAUGGAUGGGAGGCAGGGCAGCAGUCUGGGACAGGGACAGGACACUGGGAGGGAUGUUAAUAAUAGCAAGAUGUUUUUGGUACAAGUUGAGAUCUCUUGCCUUGUAAGAUUGUACGUAUGUGACACCUUUGGUUAAUAACAGGCAUACGGUAUUCUUGAUCAUC